GAAAAAUCAGCCUAAAUAAUACAGUUACUAAAUAGUAUCACGAACAAGUUUUCUGAAAAAAUUAGGGCAUACAGAGAUAGCAUACAAUAAUUUUCUCUUCGGCAAUUGCAAUCAGAUGACGAGAAUUUCUCUGCUUCGUUACUCUUCCAAUGGUAUUUUUCGCUUUGUCUCUUUUUCUGCUAUUUCACCUUCUGCUUCGGCAUUUGCAAUCAGAUAUUAUUCUUCAUUUCACUGCAAUAUCGAGAAUGUCAAGUGUUUAGAUGAUGCUCUGAGCCUCUUUCGUCGGAUGAUCAGAACGCAGCCUCUUCCUUCUGUUGUUAGCUUCUCGAAAUUAUUAAAGACUAUGGUAAACAUGAAGCAUUACUCUGCUGUUAUUUCACUUGUUCGAAAAAUGCUGAAAUUGAACAUCCCAAUUAAUAAUAUCAUCUUGAAUAUAGUGAUCAACAAUUAUUGCCUAAUGCAUCGUUCUGACUGCGGAUUUUCAAUGUUAGCCAUUUACUUGAAGAAUGGCAUUCCAUUUGAUGUUGUCACCUUUAGCACCUUACUAAGGGGACUCUUUGCUGAAAAUAAGAUCAAAGACGCAGUUAACUUGUUCAAAAAGUUGGUGAGAGAGGAUAUUUGUGAGCCUAACGAAUUCAUGUAUUCGAUUGUCAUGAAUGGGCUUAGCAAAAGGGGCCAUACUCAAAAAACUUUUGAUUUGCUUAGGGUAAUGGAACAAGGAAGCACUAAGCCCGAUACAUACAUCUAUAACAUUGUUAUAGAUGCCCUAUGCAAAGAUAGAAUGUUGGAUGCCGCAUUUAGCCUUUUUGAAGAGAUGAAACAAAAAGGCAUUCCUCCAAACGUUGUCACAUAUAAUUCAUUGAUUGAUGGUUUCUGUAAGCUUGGUCGGUGGGAAGAGGUUAGGACUUUGUUCUUCGAAAUGGUAAAUCUUAAUAUUUAUCCAGAUGUCUGCACCUUGACUAUAGUAACCGAUGGACUAUGCAAAGAAGGAAAAGUUGAAGAUGCCGAAGAGGUAAUGAGACACAUGAUUGGAAAAGGUGUGGAGCCUAAUGUGGUCACCUACAAUGUGAUAAUUGAUGGAUAUUGCUUGCGCGGUCAAAUGGAUAGAGCAAGGAGACUUUUCGAUUCCAUGAUAGGUAAGAGCAUUAAGCCUGACAUUGUUAGCUAUAACAUAUUAAUAAAUGGAUAUUGUAAGGACAAUAAAUUGGAUGAGACCAUGCAUUUGUUUCAUGAAAUUUCUCGAAAUGGAUUGAGACCUGACAUUUUCACCUACAGUAUUAUUUUGAAAGGUCUAUUUGAUGUUGGAAGAACUGAUUUUGCGCAAAAAUUCUUUGUUAAGAUGCAAUCUACGGGGCUCAAACCUAAUUUAUGCACUAAUCUCAUUUUGCUCCGUGGUUAUUUUCAGAAUGGACUUGUUGAGAAAGCUAUGUCGCUAUUUCAUGAGUUGGAAAUACAGAGAGAAAAUACUGAUAUUGAAUUGUACAAUGUUGUAAUUAAUGGAUUGUGCAAAAAUGGUUCGCUUGACAAAGCUCAUGCUGUUUUUGAGAAGCUUUCUUUAAUUGGAUUGUUUCCCAAUGUGAUAACAUACAACACAAUUAUAAAUGGAUUUUGUCUAGAAGGAUUGUUAGAUGAAUCUAAAAAUAUGUUAAGAAAAAUGGAGGAGAAUGGUUGUUCGCCAAACAAUGGCACCUACAAUGUUGUUCUACGAGGAUUUCUCAAGUUUAGCAAAAUCAGUGAAAUUACAACUUUUUUGAAGGAAAUGAAUGAAAGGGGCUUCUCAUUUGAUGCAGCUACAGCAAAGUUACUGAUACACCUUCUAGCAGAGAAUCCUUCUUUGCUAAACAUGAUACCACAGUUUCAUUCGGGAAAUAAGAAGUGAAAUUUUAUUCACUUGGUUUAUUCAGCUAGACUUAUUACUUUGAUGCAAUUUCCUUUCACCUCUGCGAAAGAAAUCACAUCUAAUGGAAUUGCGGAAGCUAA
This is a messenger RNA of Nicotiana attenuata, 1980 nucleotides long. RefSeq names its product putative pentatricopeptide repeat-containing protein At1g12700, mitochondrial. Lineage: Eukaryota; Viridiplantae; Streptophyta; Magnoliopsida; Solanales; Solanaceae. Gene Ontology annotation, molecular function: protein binding. The record is from RefSeq and is a predicted model, not a curated record.